Salvelinus fontinalis (brook trout) is the source of this 6285-nucleotide messenger RNA. RefSeq names its product dynein axonemal heavy chain 2-like. The record is from RefSeq and is a predicted model, not a curated record. Bases 1 to 5967 code for a protein of 1988 amino acids. Gene Ontology annotation, biological process: microtubule-based movement. Gene Ontology annotation, molecular function: dynein light intermediate chain binding; minus-end-directed microtubule motor activity; dynein intermediate chain binding. NCBI's taxonomy places the organism in Eukaryota, Metazoa, Chordata, Actinopteri, Salmoniformes, Salmonidae. The transcript has 38 exons. Gene Ontology annotation, cellular component: dynein complex.
AUGUCUCCGCCUGUCCAGACCACGUCCAACAACGUACAGGCCAUCAUUGAGAGUCGUGUGGAGAAGAGGACUAAAGGUGUAUAUGUGCCUGUGGGCGGUAAGCGCAUGCUGUCCUUCCUGGACGACCUGAACAUGCCGGCCAACGACGACUUUGGCUCCCAGCCGCCGCUGGAGCUGCUCCGCCUCUGGAUCGACUACGGCUUCUGGUACGACCGGCAGAAACAGACCCUCAAGUGUGUCAAGGACAUGUUCCUGCUGGCGUCUAUGGGUCCACCUGGUGGGGGGAGGACUCACAUCUCAGGCCGCCUGCAGAGCCGCUUCAACCUCAUCAACAUGACCUUCCCUACUGAGUCUCAGAUCAAGCGUAUCUAUGGUACUAUGAUCAACCAGAAGCUGCAGGAGUUUGAGGAGGAGGUGAAGCCUAUAGGUUCCGUCCUGACCCAGGCCACCUUGGAGCUCUACUACUCUACCGUCGCCCGCUUCCUGCCCACGCCCGCCAAGAUACACUACCUCUUCAACCUCAGAGACAUCUCCAGGGUGUUCCAGGGUUUACUGCGAGCUCACAGAGACUUCCACGACACCAAGCAGAGCAUCACCAGACUGUGGAUACACGAGUGCUUCAGGGUGUUCUCAGACCGUCUGGUGGACCAGAGUGACACAGAGGCCUUCGUAGGGCUGUUGACUGAGAAACUAGGCUCUCUGUUUGAACUCACCUACCACAGCAUCUGCCCCAACAAACAACCACCCAUAUUCGGGGACUUCCUGAAGGAGCCUCGUGUGUAUGAGGAUCUAGUGGACUUCAAGACGUUGAAGGGUUUCAUGGAGUCUCAGCUGGAGGACUACAACCUGACCCCUGGAGUGGUGCCCAUGUCCCUGGUGCUGUUCAGAGACGCCAUAGAACACGUAACCCGUGUGGUGCGUGUGAUCAGCCAGCCCAGAGGGAACAUGCUGCUGGUGGGCAUCGGGGGCUCAGGUAGACAGAGCCUUUCCAAGAUGGCCGCCUCCAUCUGUGAGUACCUGGUCUUCCAGGUGGAAGUCACCAAGCAGUACCGCAAGCAGGAGUUCAGAGAGGACAUAAAGAAGUUGUAUCGUCUGACGGGUGUGGACAACAAGCCCACAGUGUUCCUGUUCAACGACACACAGAUAGUAGACCAGUCUUUCCUAGAGGACAUCAACAACAUCCUCAGCUCUGGAGAGGUGCCCAACCUCUACAAACAGGACGAGUUUGAAGAGGUGUCCAGUGCUCUGUCGGACUGGGCCAGGAAAGAGAACAUCGUUGAGACUCCAGACUCCAUGUUCAACUACCUGAUAGAGAGAGUGAGGAACAACCUGCACAUCGUGCUCUGCAUGAGCCCUGUGGGAGACCCCUUCAGGAACUAUAUCCGUCAGUACCCAGCCCUGGUGAACUGUGCCACCAUCGACUGGUUCUCCGAGUGGCCCAGAGAUGCCCUGUUGGAGGUGGCUGAGCGAUACCUGGACGGACUGGCCCUGGGCACCGUGGAGGGGAUCCAGACCAAAGUGGCCAGUAUCUUUGUGACCAUGCACCAGUCUGUGGCCCAGUUCUCCCAGAGGAUGAAGCUGGAGCUGAAGAGACACAACUACGUCACUCCUACCAACUACCUGGAGCUGGUGUCUGGAUACAAAAAGCUGCUGGCUGAGAAGCGCAUUGAGCUGGGGGAGCAGGUGUCCAAGCUGAGGAACGGCCUGUUUAAGAUAGACGACACGCGCAUCAAGGUGGAGGCCAUGUCUGUGGAGCUGGAAGAGGCCAAGAAGAAGGUGGCUGACUUCCAGAAGCAGUGUGAGGAGUACCUGGUCAUCAUCGUCCAGCAGAAGAGAGAGGCCGAUGAACAGCAGAAGACUGUGAGUGCCCACAGUGAGAAGAUCGGAGCAGAAGAGAUCAAGUGUAGGGCCAUGGCUGAGAACGCCCAGAGAGACCUGGAUGAAGCCGUGCCUGCUCUGGAGGAGGCCAUGAAGGCGUUGGAGUCCCUGAAUAAGAAGGACAUGACAGAGAUCAAGUCGUACGGCCGUCCCCCGACCCUGGUGGAGACCGUCAUGCAGGCUGUUAUGAUCCUCAGAGGCAAUGAGCCCACCUGGGCAGAGGCCAAGAGACAGCUGGGCGAGGGCAACUUCAUCAAGCAGCUGGUCCACUUUGACAAGGACAACAUCUCAGACCGCGUACUGAAGAAGAUCGGCCAGUACUGCACCCAGCCAGACUUUCAUCCAGAGAUCAUAGGACGGGUCUCCCUGGCCGCCAAGUCUCUCUGUAUGUGGGUCAGAGCCAUGGAGGUGUAUGGUCGUAUCUUCAGGGUGGUGGAGCCUAAGAGAGCCAGGCUAAACGGGGCCAUGUCCCAGCUGGCAGAGAAACAGGCUUCCCUGGCAGAGGCCCAGGCGAAACUCAUUGAGGUAGGGGAGAAGUUGGACCUGUUGAAGAGGCAGUAUGAUGAGAAGCUGGCUCAGAAGGAGGAGUUGAGGAGGAAGUCAGAGGACAUGGAGAUCAAACUGGACCGGGCCGGGAAACUGGUGUCUGGACUGGCUGGAGAGAGAAUCCGCUGGGAGGAGACUGUGGUGGGUUUGGAGACGAACAUGGGUUUUCUGGUAGGAGACUGUCUGCUGGCUGCAGCCUUCCUCUCCUACAUGGGACCUUUCCUCUCCAACUACAGAGACCAGCUGGUCUCUAUCUGGAUGAAACAGGUGCGUGAGUUGGAGGUGCCGUGUUCUCCAGGUUUUAGUUUUGCUGUGUUCCUGUCCAAGCCCACGGCCGUAAGGGACUGGAACAUCCAGGGUCUGCCCUCCGACGCCUUCUCCACCGAGAACGGAGUCAUCGUCACCCGCGGCAACCGAUGGCCGCUGAUGGUGGACCCACAAGGCCAAGCCCUGAAGUGGGUCAAAAGUAUGGAGAUGAAGAGGGGUCUGAAAGUGAUAGACCUUCAGAUGCCAGACUUCCUGCGUAUCUUGGAGAAUGCGGUCCAGUUUGGUUCUCCGGUUCUGCUGCAGAACGUCCAGGAGGAACUGGAUCCCUCGCUGGCCCCCAUCCUCAACAAGUCUCUCACACACGUCGGUGGAAGGCUCCUGUUGAAGUUAGGUGAUAAAGAGGUGGAGUACAGCCCAGAGUUCAGAUUCUACAUCACCACCAAGCUGUCCAACCCUCACUACACCCCCGAGAUCUCCACCAAGACCACCAUCGUCAAUUUUGCUGUCAAGGAGCAGGGCCUGGAGGCCCAGCUCCUAGGGAUCGUGGUGAGGAAGGAGCGUCCAGAGUUAGAGGAGCAGAAGGACUCUCUAGUCAUCAACAUCGCCUCUGGCAAGAGGAAACUACAGGAGCUGGAGGACGAGAUCCUCAGGCUGUUGAACGAGGCAACGGGUUCUCUCCUGGAUGAUGUUCAGCUGGUGAACACCCUGCAGACAUCUAAAGUGACGGCCACAGAGGUCUCAGAACAACUGGAGACCAGCGAACUGACUGAGAUCAAGAUCGACACGGCCAGAGAGGCGUACCGUCCUUGUGCCCAGCGGGCCUCUAUCCUGUUCUUUGUAUUAAACGAUAUGGGCCGUAUCGACCCCAUGUACCAGUUCAGUCUGGAUGCCUACAUAGACCUGUUCAACCUCAGCAUAGAGAAGAGUCAGCGCUCACACAAACUGGACGAGAGGAUUGCCAACCUCAACGACUACCACACAUACGCUGUCUACAGGUACACGUGUCGUGGUCUGUUUGAGGUCCACAAGCUGCUCUUCAGUUUCCAGAUUUGUGCCAAGAUCCUGGAGGUGGCUGGUAAACUCAACAUGGACGAAUACAGCUUCUUCCUCAGGGGAGGAUUGGUUCUAGAUAAAGAGAGUCAGAUGGAGAACCCGUGUUCUAGCUGGCUGGCUGAGUCGAACUGGGACAACGUGACAGAGCUGGACAAGCUGGCUAACUUCCACGGCCUCAUGGCCUCCUUCGAACAGUACCCCCGAGACUGGAACCUUUGGUACACGAGUGCCGGGCCUGAGACCGCACAGCUACCUGGUGAGUGGGAGAAUGGUUGUAAUGAGCUCCAGAGGAUGUUGAUCGUGCGCUCGCUGCGCCAGGACCGCGUCGCCUUCUGCGUCGCCGCCUUCAUCAUCAACAACCUGGGAUCACGUUUCGUGGAGCCGCCCGUACUCGACAUGAAGGCUGUGGUGGAGGACUCGACCACUAAGACUCCCCUGAUAUUCGUGUUGUCUCCGGGGGUGGACCCUACAGGAGCCCUGCUACAGCUGGCUGAGGCCUCAGGGAUGAGCAGGAAAUUCCAUGCCCUCUCCCUGGGCCAGGGUCAAGCCCCCAUUGCCACACGCAUGAUCAAAGAGGGAGUGAAGAGCGGUCAUUGGGUGUUCCUGGCUAACUGCCACCUGUGUCUGUCCUGGAUGCCCCAGCUGGAUAAGUUAGUGGAAUUGCUGCAGGUGGAGGAGCCCCAUCCUGACUUCAGACUGUGGCUCAGCUCCUCUCCUCACCCUGACUUCCCCAUCGCUAUCCUGCAGGCCGGCAUCAAGAUGACCACCGAACCGCCUCGGGGUGUGAAGUCCAAUAUGAAACGCCUGUACCAGCUAGUGACAGAGGGACAGUUCACACGCUGUGCCCGGCCUGUGCUCUACAGGAAGCUGCUCUUCGCCCUCUGUUUCUUCCACAGCAUCCUUCUAGAGAGGAAGAAGUUCCUACAGCUGGGCUGGAACAUUAUCUACGGCUUCAACGACUCUGACUUCGAGGUUAGUGAGAGUCUGAUGAGUCUGUAUUUAGAUGAGUACGAGGAGAUCCCCUGGGACGCCCUCAAGUACCUGAUCGCCGGGGUCAACUACGGCGGUCACGUGACGGACGACUUUGACAGACGCCUGCUCACCACGUACAUCAACGACUACUUCUGUGAGGCCGCCGUCGCCGCGCCAUUCUUCAAACUCUCCUCUCUCGCUACCUACUACAUCCCUCGGGACGGGCCCCAGUCCUCCUACAGGGAGUACAUCAGCCACCUCCCAGCCACGGAGCACCCCGAGGUGUUCGGCCAGCACCCCAACGCCGACAUCGCCUCCCAGAUUGCUGAGACCAGGACCCUGUUUGACACCCUGCUCUCCCUGCAGCCCCAGGUCACUAGUGGAGCUACUGCCGGAGCAGCCGCCGGGCCCAGCAGAGAGAAUAAGGUAUUGGAGUUAGCAGCAGACGUGCUGCAGAAGAUCCCAGGCCUGAUAGACUAUGAAGGGACCAGGGUCCUGCUGGCUGACGACCCCUCACCUCUCAACGUGGUCCUACUGCAAGAGAUCCAGAGAUACAAUGCCCUGCUACACACCAUCAGGUCGUCUCUGAUAGAGCUGGAGAAGGGUAUCAAGGGUCUGGUGGUGAUGUCUAGCAGCCUGGAGGAAACAUUCCACUGCAUCUUCGACGCCCGCGUCCCCCCACUUUGGGUUAAGGCCUACCCGUCUUUGAAGCCGCUGGCAUCGUGGACCAGGGACCUGUGCCAGCGCGUGGAGCAGUUUGCCCGCUGGGCGGAGACAGCCCACCCCCCUACCCUCUUCUGGCUCUCUGGCUUCACCUUUCCCACUGGCUUCCUCACCGCUGUGUUACAGUCGUCCGCACGUCAGCACAGCGUGUCAGUGGACACUCUAUCCUGGGAGUUCAUUGUUGCGACAGUGGACGACAACAACCUCCUCUUCCCACCCAAGGACGGGGUGUUUAUCCGGGGGCUGUAUCUGGAAGGGGCUGGCUGGGACAAGAAGAACUCUUGUCUGGUGGAGGCUAAGCCAAUGCAGCUGGUCUGCCCCAUCCCCACCAUCCACUUCAAACCUGUUGAGAACCGCAAGAAGAUAGCCAAGAGUAUGUACUUGUGUCCGUGCUACUACUUCCCAGUGCGUUCGGGCGAUGGGGGCAGACCCUCCUUUGUGGUGGGGGUGGAUCUGAAGUCUGGAGCUGUGCCUUUUGACCACUGGAUCAAGAGAGGAACCGCUCUGCUCAUGAGUCUAGACAACUAAGGGGCUACACACACACACAGUAUACCCAACCUUCAUGCACAUCUCGGAAUCACACUGUAUUAAUGAAUACAAUAAUCUUACGUAAAACACAAACAUUCUCCACCACAUGCCUUUUGAAUAGACAUUUUAAUAUUUUGUAAGUUCAUUUGCAUCAUUCCUGUUAUUUAUGUCAGGGUUUUAUUUGUUUAAAAAUAUUCAAAUUCCUCAAAAAAUGAACUGAAAUGAUUGUACUUUAUUCUAAUAUUUUUUAAUAAUUAGAAUCAAAUAUGAAUUAAUUAACUGAUUUUGCAAAUAAAAUAAAUAAAUGUUGAUGAUUUA